This is a messenger RNA of Lycium ferocissimum, 4909 nucleotides long. RefSeq lists its product as uncharacterized. The record is from RefSeq and is a predicted model, not a curated record. The coding region runs from base 699 to 4616 and encodes 1305 amino acids. The transcript is spliced from 15 exons. Lineage: Eukaryota; Viridiplantae; Streptophyta; Magnoliopsida; Solanales; Solanaceae.
UUUUUACUUCAGACUUGAAUUUUGGAAUUUAGUGGCAGUUAUGGCUUCAGAUAAGGUUUCAACUUGUGUUGCCGCGAUGUCAUAUGAGUUUAUGUUCUCUAUUCUUUGUCUUAAUUUUUAUUGAAAACUUUAUUGAUCAGUACUGAAAAUUAGAAAAAUUUACAGUUCAUUGAUGAAAUGCAUUUUAUUUUACCCAAAUAAAUCGAAAGUUCUGUUGGAAAUCCAAUUAAAACCAUUAGAUGUUCCUAAAUUUCUUUCUGUAGAAUCUACUCUUGGUUGCUAUGGUAAUGGAUUUGUCUAAACAAUAAACAAUAAUAAGUGUCUUGCUGUAUUUGUAGUUAUAAUGUGUUAAGUUUUAUAGUGAAGAGAUUAUUGCUAUAGUUGUAGUUAUCAUGUGUUAAGUUCUUGAUGUGAAGAGAUUAUUUUUAAUAAUCCAUGGCUUCCAAAGGGUGUGUUAAGUGAAAAGGACAAUUAAAUAGUUUCUCAAGGGCAUUGGUUAGGUCCACUUCCUGAAUUUUCGGCAAGCUUGACUUUCAUUGGCUUUGUAGUAUUGAGAAUCUUUGGCAAAGCCGGAGUUUGAUUGCCUGUUAUCUUAUGUCUUUAAAGGUUAUAGCUUUAAGACAAGCUGAUCUUUUUCUGGACCCAAUUGUAAACGGGAAGAUCUUUGGAGAUAUGAUGUUCUAGUUCUGAGUUUGUAAAUGGCUGGAAAUGGGAGAUUUAACUUGACAUCAGCUAGCAGUGACUCGGGUUUUGUUGGCAACUACACCAAUGGGCCUAAGGGGAGCUAUACGGGUCCCACCAUGGACAGGUCUGGGAGCUUCAGAGAGAGUUCAGACACCCGUAUAUUUGGUUCUGGGAAGGGUGCAUCCCGGGGGACUGGUGCAGUUGUGGGUGAUUUGCCUUCCCUGUCACAAUGCUUGAUGCUGGAGCCAAUUGUAAUGGGCGACCAAAAAUAUCCUCGUUCAGGCGAGUUAAGGAGAAUGUUGGGCUUUACUGUUGGGAGCACUUCAGAAGACAAUUCUUUUGGUGCUGCUCAUUUGAAGUCUUCACUUCAUGUGUCUAUGGAAGAAUUAAAGAGGUUCAGAGAUAGCGUUGCAGAGACGUGCAACAAAGCUAGUGGUAGAGCUAAAAAGUUCAACGAAUGCUUGCAUAAGUUGACAAGAUUUUCUGAAGGCAUGCCUUCUAAGAAGCAACAGAGAAAUGAGCAGUUAACAAAUGAGAGAUUAGGUGGUUCAAGCAUGAAGAUGGGAACACAGAUACAUCGAGGCCCUUCAGAUCUUGUAACACAGAAGACAGAGGAGCGGCCGAAGAAUAGUACUCUGAACAAGCGUGUACGCACAUCAGUGGCAGAAACUCGGGCGGAACACCGAAAUAGUGCUCUAUCCAGGCAGCCGAUGAUAGUAAAGGAUCGAGACAUGUUAAAAGAUAGUAAUGCCGAUUCUGAUAUGGCUGAAGAAAAGAUCCGCAGAUUGCCAGCUGGAGGUGAAGGUUGGGACAAGAAGAUGAAAAGGAAACGAUCAGUUGGUGCUGUCAUUUCAAGGCCCUUGGACAAUGAUGGAGAGCCUAAACGAUUGCUGCAUCAUAGACUUGCCAGUGAACCUGGCUUGUCACCUUCUGAUUCCCAUGGUUUCAGGUUGGGAAUAUCAAGCGGUGCUGGUAGCAUUAAUAAGUCAGAUGGCUCAUCACCUGCUGGUUCUAAUGCCCGUUCGAUGCUUAAAAAUGAACAGGAAAAGUCUGCUCUUUGUAGGGAUCCAACUGCUGGUCUGAAUAAAGAGCGGAUGCUGGCAAAAGGCAGCAUCAAGUUGAAUAGUCGUGAGGAGAACCAUGCUCUCUGUCCCAGUCCACUAGCAAAAGGGAAGGCCUCAAGGGCACCACGGAGUGGCUCCCUUGCUGCUGCUAAUUCACCCUCUAACGUUCCCCGUUUACCUGGAACCUUGGAAAGCUGGGACCCACCCCCAAAUGUCAACAAAAAUCUCGCUGUUGGUGGGGCUAAUAAUCGGAAGCGUCCAUUGCCCACAGGAUCCUCAUCUCCGCCCAUAACACAAUGGAUUGGUCAGAAAAAUCAAAAAAUUUCUCGUACAAGGAGGGCUAAUCUUAUCUCACCGGUUUCAAACCAAGACGAGGUGGAGGUGCCAUCAGAGGCAUGUUCGCCUUCUGAUUUUGGAGCUAGGUUAACUCCUGGUGUAACAAGUGGUUCUAUUCUUUCAAAGGCUGUCAGCAAUGCUACACAAAACCUUAAAGUUAAAGCUGAAAGUGUUUUAUCCCCUGCCAGACUCUCUGAAAGUGAAGAAUCUGGUGCUGGUGAAAGCAGAUUAAAAGAAAAGGGUGGGGGUACUUGUGAAGGUGAAGAAAAAACUGUAAAUACUGUUCAGAGUAAUGGGAUGUCUACCUCACAUAUGAAGAAGAACAAAUUUCUUGUCAAAGAAGAAACAGGUGAUGGCGUGCGAAGGCAAGGCCGAAGUGGAAGAGGCUCGGUAUUUUCUAGGAGUAGCAUUUCUCCUAGAAGGGAGAAGUUUGAAAAUCAAGUCACAGCCAAGCCACUUCGUAACUCAAGGGCGGCUUCAGAAAAACACGGAAGUAAGUCAGGCCGUCCUUUGAAAAAGCACAGCAAAGGGUUCUCUCGUCUUGGGACUCCUUUGAGCAGUGGUUCUCCUGAUUUCACUGGGGAAUCAGAUGAUGAUCGCGAGGAGCUCCUAGCUGCUGCAAACUUGGCAUAUAGUGCUAGUAUUCAUGCAUGUUCAAGUGCAUUCUGGAAGAAAAUGGAUAGACUUUUUGCUUCUGUCAGUGCAGAGGAGAAAUCCUACCUUCUGGAACAGCUGAAAUCAGCAGAGGAAUCUCAUACGAAUCUCUCUCAAACUCUAAACCAUACCAAUGAUGUUCAGGAUGAUCAUGCACAUGAUGGAACUUCUAUUUCUGAUACUUCAUCUGUUGAGAAGAACAGAUGCAUCAAGAAUCAAAAUGGCUUGAAACUGCCAUCUGAUACAGAACUGGUCGAUCGAUUUCACGAUUCUAUUCUAAGUGCAAAAUUUGACUCAGAUAGAAUAUUUGACAAAGUUACUCCACUUUACCAAAGAGUACUGUCAGCUCUAAUUAUAGAGGAUGAUAUUGAAGAAUAUGAAGAAAACGGGUUUGACAUAUUUACGUCACCGCAUAAUGGUCCAGAAACAUUAUUGCAUGGUACACGUGUCAUUGACUCUGAGAGUAGAAAAAUGAAUAGGACAGAAGUUGAGUACGAUACAGUUUUUGGAUCUCAGAUAAAGAAAAAUGGGACUGGAAAUGAGUUUGUUUCCUGCAAUGGAUAUGGUGCAUAUCAUAGAAACCCUGAUGUCCGAGGACCUCCAUACAGUGAUGAGAUGUCACGAGGAGAUAAUGGAUAUUUGCAUUCAGAGGUUGGGCUGUUUGUAGGCCUUUCUGAAUGUGAUCCGGAUGUACCACAAAGGUUGCAGAUUAGUAGUUUUGGUAUUUCCUCAUUUGAACGUCAAUAUGCACAGAUGGCUUUUGAUGAUAAACUUUUGCUAGAGUUGCAGAGCAUUGGCCUCUAUAUUGAACCUGUGCCUGGCUUAGAUGAUAAAGAAGAUGAAGCGAUCAACGAAGAAAUUAUGCAGCUGGAGAGGGGACUCUGUCAAGAGAUUGCUAAAAAGAAAACAUAUAUGGAGAAAGUAUCUAAAGCAAUUCAAGAAGGCAAGGACGUGCAAGGAUGGGACCCUGAGCAGAUUGCGAUGAAUAAACUCAUUGAGCUGGCUUACAAAAAGCUCUUGGCGACUCGAGGAAGUCUAGCUUCCAAAAAUGGGGUUCCGAAGGUGUCAAAACCAGUUGCAUUGGCUUUUGCAAAGAGAACACUCUCCAGGUGUCGGAAGUUUGAGGAUAGUAGAGCUAGUUGCUUUAGUGAGCCUGGGCUCCAUGACAUUAUAUUCGCCGCUCCUCCUCGUAUUAAUGAGGCGGAUCUUUUGGCUGGCUCAUGCCCUGUUAACGCUGAUGGUGUUCUGAUUGAUCCGCAUGAAAGGUUCAAUCAUCAGUCUGAUCAUGCUUUUGCUAAAAAUGGGCCGAUAUUAAAUAGAGGGAAGAAAAAAGAAGUACUGCUUGAUGAUGUUGGUGCUGCUUUUCGAGCCAAUUCUACUAUUGGUGGAACUCUUCUAGGUGGUGCAAAAGGAAAGAGAAGCGAAAGAGAUAGGGACUCUUCAGCGAGAAAUGCAAAUGCAAAAGCUGGACGCUCACUGGGGAACUCCAAGGGUGAGCGUAAGACAAAAACAAAGCCCAAGCAGAAGACAGCUCAGCUUUCUACAUCCGUAAAUGGAUCUUUUAACAAAUACAUGGAGAUUAUGACCCAUCCGGUUUACCCUUCUGCUAAUGGUUCUGGAGAAUUGGUCAAUACUAGUGGUAACAGAAAAAGAGAGGGUGAUGUUAAUUCAUCAAUGGAUAAGAAAGAAUCUGCUGACGGCAUGAAUAUGCCACUGAAUGAAAUUGAUGCAAUAGAAGAGCUAGGUGUAGAAUCUGAGCUUGGGGCGCCUCAGGAUUUCAAUUCUUGGUUCAACUUUGAUGUUGAUGGUUUGCAAGAUCACGAUUCUGUGGGACUUGAAAUACCAAUGGACGACCUCUCUGAGUUAAAUAUGUUUUGACUGUGACUGCUCAUUGUACAUUCUUAUGGAUUAUUUAACUGUUCAGUAGAGAGUGAUCUUUUGCUUGUUCAAGAAUUGAUAGGUUAAGAGAUCUCUGGCCAAUUGGCACUUGUAAUUAUGGCCAUUUUGUAUACUUAUUUGAAGGGAAUGCUAGAAAAUCCUCAUUGUUUAAAUUCAGGCAAUGUUUCCUUGUAAACAAAUUAGCAAAGAAGGGCAAUUUUGUUUGAUCAUCUUUUGUAAUGUGUCCAGUUCGUUUCCCCAAUAUAUUGCAAUUUUGACUUUUUCCCCUGUUA